Beta vulgaris subsp. vulgaris (sugar beet) is the source of this 2235-nucleotide messenger RNA. RefSeq lists its product as uncharacterized. Lineage: Eukaryota; Viridiplantae; Streptophyta; Magnoliopsida; Caryophyllales; Amaranthaceae. The transcript has 4 exons. The record is from RefSeq and is a predicted model, not a curated record. The coding region runs from base 1 to 2235 and encodes 744 amino acids.
AUGGGGACACAGAAUUUGAUUCCUCUAGAUCUUUGGGAGUAUGGUGUACCAGAUACUACAACUGGUGCAUUAUCGAGCAUUGUUCGACUUGCCAUCAAUGCUGCAAAUUUUGAACUUAAGCCUCAAUUUAUCCAGUUCAUCUCCAACGAUUCAUUUGUAGGGUUACCCAAUGAAUGCCCUGUGAGUCACAUUGCUAGUUUCUUGGAGAAAUGCGACACAGUGAAAAUCAACAACGUGAGUGAGGAUGCUAUUCGACUACGCCUUUUUCCUUUGUCUCUUCGAGAUAGGGCAAAAGAGUGGUUGAGAGAUGAAGGUGUCGGAAUGUUUGAUACAUGGGGAAAACUUGCCAAAGCAUUCUUGGUGAAGUUUUUCGGGCAAGAAAAGACUGCGAAGCUGAGGAACGAGUUAGCAACCUUUGAGCAACAUGACGACGAAUCAUUGUAUGAAGCAUGGAGAAGGUUUCUACGUUUGCAAAGACAAUGUCCUCAUCACGGGAUUCCUGAAUGGAUGUUGAUACAGACUUUCUACAAUGGUUUGACACAUGAGUUUCGAAUCUACAUUGAUGCUGCUUCAGGCGGUUCCCUUAUGACUAAGAACCCAGCGGAAGCAAAGGAGUUGAUUGAGAAGAUGGCGGCCAAUGACAAUACCAUCCAAAUGGUCGCAAUCGUGCUAAGAAGGGAGGCACUAUCUCACAAGUUUGAUCGACUCCAAGCUGGUUCAUCUAUGAUGGUCUCAUGUCAGAUGUGUGGAGUACAAGGACAUGCUGCUACUGAAUGUCAAAUCAACAAUGAUGGGAUGACAAUUGAGCAAGCCAAUGCUCUUUAUAAUUCCAAUCCAAAGCAGCCAUAUGAUCCUUAUUCUAACACAUACAAUGAGGGAUGGAAGCACAAUCCUGCAUUCUCAUACAAGAACACUCAAGCACAACUCAAUCCAUCUCCUCCACCUCGCAACAACUUUAAUGCACCACCAGGUUUUCAAGCUAGAGCACCAUUCAAUCCUCAUGUCAAUCAAGGUGUUAAUCAGCAACCUCCUUCAAUUCAACAGAAGAGCAACUUGGAGAUUAUGAUGGAGAACCUUUUAGCCCAACAAACUAACUUCAUGGCCCAACAAGGUAAGCAAAAUGAGAAGACUGAUAACGCAAUUCAACAAAUUCAAGCUCAAAAUAAGCUCUUGGAAAGUCAAAUAAGCCAGCUUGCACAUCAGGUGGGCCAAUUAUCAAAAACUCCAGGUCAUUUUCCAGGUAAUAGUGAACAACCAUCUAAGGGUCAUAUCAAUGUUGUGAUUUUGAGGAACGGAAAAGAGCUACAAGAUCAUCCUUUGAAGGAGCCAUCAAAAAGAACUAUGGAAGAGAUGAUCGAGGAGAAUGCAACUGUUUCACUUACAGCUGAAUGUAGUGCUAUAUUGCAUAAUAAGCUUCCCAAGAAGCUAGGAGAUCCGGGUAGCUACUCUAUUCCUGUGAAGCUUGGAGAUAUUGAAAUAAAAAAGGCACUUUGUGAUCUUGGGGCAAGUGUUAGUCUGAUGCCUUUGUCAUUUUGCAAGAAGCUUCAAAUGGGUGAACCAAAACCCACACGUAUUUCCCUACAUUUAGCAGAUAGAACUGUAAAGUAUCCACUUGGUAUCCUUGAAGAUGUUCCCCUCCGUGUUGGGAAGUUUUUCAUUCCAUGUGACUUUGUAGUAAUGGAGAUGGAGGAAGAUGCGCAGGUCCCUAUCAUUCUUGGGAGACCCUUCCUGGCCACUGCUGGAGCCAUCAUUGACAUGAAGAAUGGAAAGAUUACCUUUGAAGUGGGUACUGAGAAGAUGGAGUACAAUCUCACGAACCCCAUGGAAGCUCCCUCUAUGGGAGAGACUAUCUAUAGAGUGGAUGCACUAGAUGAGACGAUUGAGGUAAAAGCUGCUAGUCUACAACUUGAUGAUUCCUCGCAAACUGUCCUCAUGGGAAGUGUUGAUGAAGAGGAUUGGGAAACUUUGGAGUCCAAGAGGCUCUUAGAGGAACUACAUUCAUUACCUAGUAUUGAGCCUAUCAAGGAGGUGUUGACACACGAAGAAUCUAAGGAGAGUACUAUGCUUCCUAAGGUAGAGUUAAAAGCUAAUGAAAACUCAAGGUUGUACAAAGAACGAAGGAAAAGGUGGCCUGACAAGCAUAUCAUGCGGCGAGAAUUUCAUGUAGGAGAGUUGGUUUUACUGUUCAAUUCUCGAUUGAAGCUAUUUCCUGGUUUUUCCGUAUGGCUCGGUUGA